Molecule: messenger RNA, 1749 nt
Organism: Pediculus humanus corporis (human body louse)
Lineage: Eukaryota; Metazoa; Arthropoda; Insecta; Psocodea; Pediculidae
Product: cell division cycle, putative
Exons: 4
Coding region: 1-1749 (582 amino acids)
Biological process (GO): cell division
Cellular component (GO): anaphase-promoting complex
Molecular function (GO): protein binding
Source: RefSeq, a predicted model, not a curated record
AUGUUUGAUCAAAACAAUAAGCAGCUUGAUGAGGAAGAAUGGAAAAAAAUAUUCAAAAAAGACUUGGAAUCAGCAAUUUUAAAAUGCUUAAAUAGAGGAUUAAUUCAUACCGCCAAAUGGUUGUCGGAAUUAAAUUUUACUUUGAAAGAUGUAAAAUGUGAUAAUGACGACUCUAGUAUCAUAUCUGAAACAAGUGAAAAUGAAAAAGAAUGUUAUUUCAUGUGUAAAUGCUACUUUGAUUUAAAGGAAUAUGACAGAUGUGCCUACUUUACAGAAAAAUGUGAAAGCCCUUGUGCAAAAUUCUUACAUUAUUACUCAAGAUAUAUGGCCUUUGAAAAAAAAAGAGUAGAAGACAUGACCGAGCAAACUUGCCUUUUAGAUUCAUCUCAAACAGCUGUAAUAAAUUCAUUGCAAAAUGAAUUGGCUAAAGAGAGAACGAAAAAUAAUUUGGAUGGUUUUUGUUGUUAUUUAUAUGGGAUUCUGUGUAAGCGAUUAAACCUUCAAGAUGAAGCGAUUGAUGCACUUUGUGAAGCGAUAAGAAAAGAACCUUUAAAUUGGGGAGCAUGGAAGGAAUUAACUGGAUUAAUUGAUGAUGUCAGAAUAGUCAAAACACUUAAUAUACCACAUUCUCAUUGGAUGAAGUACUUUUUUUUAGGUCACUUAUACUUAGAUCAUCAGAUGAAUCAGGCUGCCAUUCAGUUGUAUUGGUCUCUUCGAGAAAAAGGUUUGCAAGAAAGUAGAUAUAUACAAGCUCAAUUAGCUAUAUGUUAUCAUAAUCAUAGAAUUGUAGAAAAAGCUAUAGCAGAGUUUUCUGCACUGCAAGCUGCAGACCCUUAUAGAUUAGAUAAUUUAGAUAUAUACUCUAAUUUAUUAUAUAUUAAAGAGAAAAAAGCCUUAUUAUCACAUUUAGCUCACAGAGCUUGUGAAAUAGACAAAUACAGAGUUGAAACUUGUUGUAUUGUUGGAAAUUUAUACAGUUUGAGGGCAGAACAUCAAAAAGCUGUUGUAUAUUUUCAAAGAGCUCUUAAAAUUAAUCCUCAAUAUUUAUGUGCAUGGACACUCAUGGGACAUGAAUAUAUGGAAAUGAAGAAUUCUAGUGCUGCUAUUCAAAGCUACAGACAAGCCAUUGAAGCUAACAGACGAGAUUAUAGAGCAUGGUAUGGUUUGGGUCAAACCUAUGAAAUUUUAAGAAUGCCAUCAUAUUGUUUAUAUUAUUAUCAGCAAGCUCAGCUUUUGCAACCUAAUGAUUCUAGAAUGUUACUUGCUGUAGGGGAAAUAUUUGAAAAAUUAGGACAAAAUGAAAAUGCUAUUAGAAGUUAUAAAUUGGCUAGAAAUGUAGGAGACAUUGAAGGAACUGCCUUGAUAAAGUUAGCUAAAUUAAUGCAAAAAUUAGGAAUAGCAGAUGUUGCUGCGGGAUUGUAUAAAGAGUAUGUAGCUGAUUGUGAAACAAGAGAAACUUGUGACAAAGGAGAAUUAUGCAGGGCUUAUAAAUUUUUGGCAAUUCAUUGCUUAAGAUAUCAAGAAUUACAAGAUGCCUAUCAGUAUGCUCAAAAAUGUCUUUUGUACGAAGAAACAAAAGAAGAAGCAAAAUCAUUGCUACGAGAUAUUGCAGUUAUGCAAAAGAAUCCUCAAGAAGAACAAGAAACAUCAAUGGAAGAAGAAAAUUCAGAUUCUAGAAGAGUAUUGUUUUACGAUUCAGAUUUGCUUUGGGAUAAUCAUGAUUCUUCAAAUCCAAAUACAACUUCUUAA